AUGAUUGAACGUUUACAAUCUUUAGCUAACAGAUUGGUAGUUAGAGGAAACCAACUAGCUACCAAGUCAAUCUACUAUGGUAAAGUUACUGCUGAAGUCUCCAAGCAAAUAUAUGCAAAGGAAGGUUUGAAGCCACCUACUGUCAACGAAUUCAAGAGCACAUACUGCAAACUAUACAAGCAAGGAUUGCAAUACUUCAAUAAGCCAUCUGAGAUUAUUAACUGUGCUAAGAAUAUCAAGAAACCUGAUGCUCUAAAGUACGGUUCUUACUUGGUCCAAUUUCUUGGUUUUUACUCUGUUGGUGAAAUAAUCGGAAGAAGAAAGUUUAUUGGCUACAAGAAUUAUGAACACAAUGCCAAAGCUGCUCAUUAA
Nakaseomyces glabratus is the source of this 372-nucleotide messenger RNA. It is a transcript of the gene ATP20, whose product is annotated as F1F0 ATP synthase subunit g. Gene Ontology annotation, biological process: proton motive force-driven ATP synthesis. Gene Ontology annotation, molecular function: proton transmembrane transporter activity. The record is from RefSeq and is a predicted model, not a curated record. NCBI's taxonomy places the organism in Eukaryota, Fungi, Ascomycota, Saccharomycetes, Saccharomycetales, Saccharomycetaceae.